ACUAAAGAAAAAUUAAAAGGAGAAAGAGUGUUUCCUCGUGAUCUGUGAAAAACAGACCCUUACGUGAAAACCCAGAUUGCCUUAAAGCCCUUUAAAAGCCUUUUUCUUCCAUCUUCUUCUUUUUCGUCGUUGAACAACACUGAUUAAAAGUUUACAUUCCUUAAAAAUAAAUUUUGGAGUAGAAAGAACAUAAAGAGAGAGGAUUUUGGGGGGAAAUAAUGUUUUGAUAUGUUUUCUUUUCUGGGAAAUUUGUUUCCUUCAGCUUUUUUAUGAAGAAAAAGCUUCAUUCAAAGGGUUGAGUUGCCAUAAUCAAAAGCUGUUUAUACAAUGGGGAAAUAUUUAUGACAAAAAUGGAUCCUCAGGCUUUCAUCAGGUUGUCAAUAGGCUCUUUGGGUCUGAGGAUUCCUGGAUCAGCCCUGAAAUCUUCAAAAACUGGAAUCCGUGCAUUCUCUUCACCAUGUUCAUGUGAGAUACGACUCCGAGGUUUCCCUGUGCAAACAACAUCUAUUCCCUUAGUGUCCUCGCCCGAAGCCACACCUGAUAUUCACAGCAUUGCCUCCAGCUUUUAUCUAGAAGACUCUGAUGUGAAGGCUUUGCUGACCCCUGGCUGUUUCUAUAACCCCCAUGCUUAUCUGGAGAUCACUGUCUUCACAGGGUGGAAGGGUUCACAUUGUGGUGUUGGAGUCAAGAGACAGCAGAUUGGGACAUUCAAGUUGGAGGUGGGUCCUGAAUGGGGUCAAGGGAAGCCGGUGAUUCUUUUCAAUGGAUGGAUUGGCAUCGGCAAAAACAAGCAUGAGGGCGGAAAACCAGGAGCUGAACUUCAUUUGAGAGUACAACUCGAUCCUGAUCCAAGAUACGUGUUUCAGUUUGAAGAUGUGACCAUGCUGAGUCCUCAGAUAGUACAGCUUCGAGGUUCCAUCAAGCAACCAAUUUUUAGUUGCGAAUUUAGUCGAGACAGGGUAGCAAAGGUGGACCCAUUAGGCACUUAUUGGACAGGUUCGGCUGACAGUUCAGACAUAGAGACGGAGAGAAGAGAAAGGAAAGGAUGGAAGGUGAAGAUACACGAUCUCUCUGGCUCGGCUGUUGCGGCAGCCUUCAUAACCACUCCUUUUGUUCCAUCAACAGGUUGUGAUUGGGUUGCCAAGUCCAACCCAGGAGCUUGGUUGAUUGUUCGUCCUGAUAUUUGCAGGCCAGAGAGUUGGCUGCCUUGGGGAAAGCUUGAGGCGUGGCGUGAGCGUGGCAUUAGAGACUCUAUUUGCUGUCGGUUUCACUUGCUGUCCGAAGCCCAAGAUGGAGCUGAGGUUCUCAUGUCCGAGAUGCUCAUUAGUGCCGAAAAGGGUGGGGAAUUUUUCAUUGAUACUGACCGACAAAUGCGGCAGGGACCAACUCCAAUACCCAGUCCGCAAAGCAGUGGAGACUUUUCAGCAUUAAGUCCGAUUGCCGGUGGUUUCGUAAUGAGCUGCAGAGUCCAAGGGGAAGGUAAGAGUAGCAAGCCAUUAGUGCAGCUAGCUAUGCGGCAUGUGACUUGUGUGGAGGAUGCUGCCAUUUUCAUGGCACUUGCAGCAGCUGUUGACCUCAGCAUUGAGGCAUGCAAGCCUUUCCGAAGAAAGAUAAGGAUAGGGUCCCGCCAUUCUUUAUGAAAAAAAAAAAAAAGAAUUAAGGUGAUGUAUUUCCAUGAACAAAGAAUGGCUCUAUAUUUGUGUUGAUUUGUGUAACAUUUGGCACUGUGUAUAGAUCUUGUGGUUGAUAAAUUCCUAGCUUUCAGACAUAACCAAA
This is a messenger RNA of Gossypium raimondii (Peruvian cotton), 1776 nucleotides long. RefSeq lists its product as uncharacterized. The coding region runs from base 342 to 1640 and encodes 432 amino acids. The record is from RefSeq and is a predicted model, not a curated record. NCBI's taxonomy places the organism in Eukaryota, Viridiplantae, Streptophyta, Magnoliopsida, Malvales, Malvaceae. The transcript has 3 exons.